This is a messenger RNA of Penicillium cosmopolitanum, 1053 nucleotides long. RefSeq names its product ATP-dependent (S)-NAD(P)H-hydrate dehydratase. The coding region runs from base 1 to 1053 and encodes 350 amino acids. Gene Ontology annotation, biological process: metabolite repair. Gene Ontology annotation, molecular function: ATP-dependent NAD(P)H-hydrate dehydratase activity. NCBI's taxonomy places the organism in Eukaryota, Fungi, Ascomycota, Eurotiomycetes, Eurotiales, Aspergillaceae. The transcript is spliced from 7 exons. The record is from RefSeq and is a predicted model, not a curated record.
AUGGAGCCUGUUCAUCAUAUAUCUACUUCGUCGAAGAUUCUCUUCAGCAAGGUGCGCAAAAUCGUGCCGCCGAUGCUAGAGAAGUUCCACAAAGGCCAACUUGGGCGUGUGGCGGUCAUUGGAGGCUGUGUUGACUAUACCGGAGCCCCGUACUUCUCAGCUAUUGCCUCUGCAAAGCUAGGAUGUGAUAUGAGCCAUGUUCUGUGUGAACGCUCGGCGGCACCGGUUGUCAAAAGUUACUCUCCCAAUCUUAUGGUGCAUCCGAUAUUGCCCAGUUCGGAUACAGUCAAGGACCCCAAGUCAAUUGAUGCUCCGGCACUAGCGGGUCCUAUUAUCAGUAUGCUCUCUCGUCUGCAUGCUCUGGUCAUAGGACCGGGACUUGGUCGCGACGGAGUCACGCUCCAAGUGGUUGCAGAAGUAAUCAAAGAGGCCCGAUCACGAUCGAUCCCAUUCGUGCUGGAUGCGGACGGGCUGCUCGUCGUGACGGAGGACCCCAAUAUCAUUAAGGGCUACAAGGACUGUAUUUUGACGCCGAACGUGGUCGAGUUCGGUCGCUUGGCAAAGGCCUUAGGCAUAAAGGUGGCCAGCCAAGCAGAUAUCUCAAAGAACGAGAAUAGUGAUAAAUCCAACCAGCAGACAGAUGCCUGUGAGGAGCUCUCUAGGGCUUUGGGUGGAGUGACGAUCCUCCAAAAAGGACCCCACGAUGUCAUCUCCAACGGGGUCACAAGCCUUAUUUCCAAUAUUGAAGGAGGUCUGAAGCGCAGUGCGGCUUACCACAAUAAGUUGUGGGACUCAGGAGAAAGGGACAAUGAAAAGGAGGCGCAGAGUAAAGAAGAUGUCCAGGCUGAGCUGGAAUCCGAGAACAAGCGUAUGUCCCCGGCAACUACUUUACUUCUGGCUGCUUGGGCAGGAAGUAGUAUCACCCGCGAAUGUUCACGGAAAGCCUUCGAGCUCAGAGGGCGAAGCAUGCAAGCCAGUGACCUGACCGACGAGGUACAUGGCAGCUUCUUGAGACUGAUUGGAGAGCCCAAUGGCUCCAAGACGCAUCUCUAG